Messenger RNA from Cebus imitator (Panamanian white-faced capuchin), 4647 nucleotides. It is a transcript of the gene HOXB3, whose product is annotated as homeobox B3. NCBI's taxonomy places the organism in Eukaryota, Metazoa, Chordata, Mammalia, Primates, Cebidae. The transcript has 4 exons. The record is from RefSeq and is a predicted model, not a curated record. Gene Ontology annotation, molecular function: RNA polymerase II cis-regulatory region sequence-specific DNA binding; DNA-binding transcription factor activity, RNA polymerase II-specific. Gene Ontology annotation, biological process: regulation of transcription by RNA polymerase II. Gene Ontology annotation, cellular component: nucleus. Bases 1855 to 3159 code for a protein of 434 amino acids.
AAGCACCCUAGUGGGUUCAGCCUCACGUUGUAUGUGGUUGAAGAUUUUUUUCCAAAGAGUCUGAUGGGAAUUUUUAUCUCAGAGGACUCCAAAUUGUGGUAGCUCAUUUGUUAUCCUUUUAGGGUAGGGUGUGUUUUGUUUUGGGGCUUUUAAUAUUUUCCCUUCAGUCCAAAAAUGGAUUGAAAGGGCUGGGAGGGCUGAUUCCAGUCCCUAAUGGGGGAAAAUGUUUCAUUGUAGGACACAAGAGGCUUAAGCACGGCAAAGCCUUUCAUAUCGUGAUUUAUUUGUCAUAAGCAAAUAAAAUGCGGUUAAGCUGUCUCCUUCUAGACAGACGGCUCUUUGGUUAUUAAAGUUCCAAGAGAGGAUUCCAUGAGGCCGGCCUCUUUCCUCACAGCAUAAGAAGGUAUUGCUUUCCUCUAAGGUGUUUAAGGCUUUAAUGAGUCUAAUUUUUUGCACAGAUGUUUCUGGGUGUUUGCAGGUUUUCAGAGUAUUUUUAUAUUACAAAGGAGGUAGCCGGUGCCAUAGCUCAAACUCUGACAAGCAAAUAGAUAAUCAAGAAGACAAAUGGCCUCUUUUGUGAAGCCUUGCUCCUGUAUUAAUUUUCAUUUUCUUUCUCAUAGAAAGUAUCGAAAGUAUGACUGGGGACCAAAUAGCUUUCUGUCUCUGAGGUCCCGGUCACCCCUAGAAUGGAGUGGGGGUAGGGGAAAGGGGUACAGGUGACCCUCAGAAGCUCUGUCAGGCUCGGAUUUGCUUUUGUGCAGCACUGCUUAGAAGUUCUAAGGUCUGCGGGCUCCAGUCUCAGGGUCUUUGGUCCAUUGGUUAUCCAGGGUGCAGCCACCCCAUCUCCAAAAAGCUCGGGGCUCAGGAGAGCAUAUACAAUUAAAAGUCGUUUUUUCUGUCCCAUCUCCUUUCAGAAAAUAAAAAGAACCAAUCCCACCCAAAUGUUUUCUUGUUAUUUAUUUUGCAUUCUUCCCUUUUGCAGCUCUGGUAGUUGGAGGCUGGGUAGGGCAGGGGGAACGGACAGAUCGUUGUCCCCAGCCGAGAAAGGGCUGCUGAACUGUCCAUUUCAAUGCUGCUGGGAGAGUCGUGAAAAAUCGCUGUGGACCUGGAGGAUGAGAGGGGAGAGCUUUAUUUGGUCGGAUCGCGGUGUGAUGGUUUAGCUGCCAGGGGAUGCCUCGGCCCUGAGUUGAGGGGGAAAAUAGUUCUUAAAAAGCAUAUGCCCCCUAAGGAAUGUCUCUAAAGAGCCAAAUCAAAGCUGCUCCUUGGAAGGUAUGAAUAGAAUUUAAAACAAAGAAAAAAAGAUUUCUAUGGAGCUUAAAGUUCACAGCCAUUCUGUGUAGACAAGAGCUAAGAAAAAUGUGAGAAUUAUACAGAAAACCAUUAAUCACUUCUUUUCUUUAAAUACGUAUCCUCUCUCCUUUGUUAUUAUUCAACAGCAAACCUCCUCAGACCGGCUGUUGGGGGAAAAAAGUGUUAGCCGUCUCUCCCGGAUCUGCGAGGGGGAAAAAAUUUGGAACCAUAAAGUUGAAAACUUUUUUCUCUCAGUUUGGAAGAAGGCCUUCGUCAUGAAUGGGAUCGGCGGAGUUCGGGCGAGAGGAGGCGAGAGGCGCAAAGGAGGGGAGAUUUCUCGCCUGCCGCUCGCGCUGGGGCUCGAUGUGAAUAUAUAUUAUGUCUGCCUGUUCUCCCCUCGUCGGUGGCUAAGGUCAGCCGUUUGGAACAGACCCCGGAGGAGGGGGGCACAGAGGGGAGGGGGGGGGUCCGGCGUGUCACGUGACCCCCAGGGUUGCCAAUGUCCGGCCCUGAGGGUAUCAGGCCUUUGCAAGUUUUCACCCACUGCCCGGGCCUCAUCCAGCGAUGCAGAAAGCCACCUACUACGACAACGCCGCGGCUGCUCUCUUCGGAGGCUACUCCUCGUACCCUGGCAGCAAUGGCUUCGGCUAUGACGGCCCCCCCCAACCCCCAUUUCAGGCCGCCACACACCUGGAGGGCGACUACCAGCGCUCAGCGUGCUCACUGCAGUCCCUGAGCAACGCUGCCCCACAUGCCAAGAGCAAGGAGCUCAACGGCAGCUGCAUGAGGCCCGGCCUGGCCCCCGAGCCCCUGCCCGCCCCGCCCGGCUCACCCCCGCCCAGCGCCGCACCUACCAGUGCCACUAGCAACAGCAAUAAUGGGGGUGGGCCCAGCAAAAGUGGUCCCCCCAAGUGCGGUCCCGGCACCAACUCCACCCUCACCAAACAGAUAUUCCCUUGGAUGAAAGAGUCAAGGCAAACGUCCAAGCUGAAAAACAGCUCCCCCGGCACAGCAGAGGGCUGUGGCGGCGGCGGCAGCGGUGGUGCCAGCAGCGGCGGCGGAGGCGGUGGUGGCGGCGGGGGCGGCAGCGGCGGCGGCACGGGAGGGGACAAGAGCCCCCCGGGGUCGGCGGCAUCCAAGAGGGCGCGAACCGCGUACACGAGCGCACAGCUGGUGGAGCUGGAGAAGGAGUUCCACUUCAACCGCUACCUGUGCCGGCCUCGCCGUGUGGAGAUGGCCAACCUGCUGAACCUCAGCGAGCGGCAGAUCAAGAUCUGGUUCCAGAACCGGCGCAUGAAGUACAAGAAGGACCAGAAGGCCAAGGGGCUGGCCUCGUCGUCAGGGGGCCCCUCUCCCGCCGGCAGCCCCCCUCAGGCCAUGCAGUCCACGGCCGGCUUCAUGAACGCCUUACACUCCAUGACCCCCAGCUACGAGAGUCCGUCCCCGCCCGCCUUCGGCAAAGCCCACCAGAAUGCCUACGCGCUGCCCUCCAACUACCAGCCUCCUCUCAAAGGCUGUGGCGCCCCGCAGAAGUACCCCCCGCCCCCGGCGCCCGAGUAUGAGCCGCACGUCCUCCAAGCCAACGGGGGCGCCUACGGGACGCCCACCAUGCAGGGCAGUCCGGUUUACGUGGGCGGGGGUGGCUACGCAGAUCCGCUGCCGCCCCCUGCCGGCCCCUCCCUCUAUGGCCUCAACCACCUUUCCCAUCACCCUUCCGGGAACCUGGACUACAACGGGGCGCCCCCUAUGGCCCCCAGCCAGCACCACGGACCCUGCGACCCCCAUCCCACCUACACAGACCUCUCCUCUCACCAUGCGCCUCCUCCUCAGGGUAGAAUCCAAGAAGCGCCCAAAUUAACGCACCUGUGAUGGGAGAGGGCAGACGAGGGUUAGGGGAUGGGGAGGAGGAGGGAGACUGUGGAGCUCUGUGGGGGCAGCCUGGACGUCUGAAAGAGGGGCCAGGGAGGUAGUAGUCAGGCUGCCUGCGCAGAACCAGCCUGAAACUCCUUCCCCUCCUCCUGGCCUGAGAGGUUGCUUUUAAGUCCUCCACCCCUUGCUCCAUCUGCCUGCCAACCCAUCGGGAAAGGAAUCCACAGCAGAUUGGAGAUGACCCCAUCAACCCCAGGGCUCCAGCACUACCAAGUUGGAAUUCCACGCCCGGAAGUGGGGUAGAGGAAGAUGAGAUAGGACGAGGCAGAGAAGCACAUUUUAAAAACCAGACAAGAUGGCUAGGCCAUCACCACCCAACGGACUUACCUUACAUCUUCGUAGGUAAUUCCCCCCAAAUCUUGAUUUUUUUUUUCCUCAAUUCUCCUUUAAAAAAAUAAGAAAACACGUUUCAAACCCAAGGGGCACAAAGCACGUUCCCUUUCAACUUCCCCCAGUCCUCGAAUUUGUUCCCAUUUAUUUGAGGUUUAUUGAGGUACCUACCCCCUCCAUUUCCAGCCCCAGGUUUUUCUGCUCUAAGACAUUCAUAUCUAUACAUCCCACCCUCAUCAAUUACAGCUUUUAGAGGGCUCAGGGAUGGUGAGAGAUCCUGAAAGAGCUGCCUAUAUUAUAAAUGAUAUAUAUAUUUUUAAGGAAAAGUGUGGAGGCUAAGGCAGGCAGGUUGUUAGGACUGAAGGCUUGCCCAUUCUGCUGCCUCCAUUUCAGCUCCAGCUCCAUCCCCCUCUCUCCACAGAAAGCAGUUGGUGACACGAGGUUCUCCACUUUUCUUUUCUUCUGUUGCUCUCUUGACUUAACGUGAAAACAGGGUAUAUUUGAACAAACUGACUGUCCCAGGCAGGGGCUGCUGCAGGGCCUGUAUGCCUUGCUCAGUCUCCUGACAGGGCACUUUUGUUGCACUUAGAGUUUACAUUUUAAUGGAUAUAAAAACAACUGUGAGAGAUGUCUGGGCCUGCAGAAGUCCGCAUCGCUCAAAAAAGCGUGUGUUCUAGUGAACAUUUUCAUAUAUAUUUAUUGGUUAUAGCCUGUUAAAAUAUUUUCUUUUUUGUAUUAUUUAUCCCCCUACAUUAUGUAUUUAUAUGAGGGAAAAAAAUGAAAAAAUUGUACUUUUUUAGUAUUUACUUGUUAUAAAGGACAUUGUGUUUUCUGUCAUGUAAAACCAGCUAUUUUAGUUAUUAUCGUACUCUAGAAAAGAGCUGUAGAUUUAUGUUAAACUAGUACUUAUGAACAAUUGUAAUUAGUUCUAAAAGGCAUGAACUCAGCUCCUAAUUGUCGCUGUAUAGUCCUGAAUUUGUAGAACUAGAGUUAAUUCCCUCUUGGAACUUUCUUUGUUCUUCAGUAGUUACUUUUUUCCUUACCUAAAAGGGUUGUCUGUCAAACAAUUCUUGAAUAAACUUUGUGUUAUCAAUUUUA